AUGGCGUCCAUCAUUGCCCGCCGAGCUUUCUCUACCUCUGCCCGCCGGCUCGCGACCAAUGAGCAGGCCCUGAAGUCCGAGACCAAGCGAAACCCGGAAUUGAUGAUUCUAGGAGCUGUCAUGGUCGCUGCUCUGGGCGGUGCUGGUUUCUACUUCGGCCGCACCCCGACCUCGUCCACAUCCGAGCAGAAGGUUCCCCAAGCUGGUAUGCCUUGGGAGACCGGUGCUACCGAGGGCAAGUAUCGCUACUACCCCGGUGGUGACGCCCGUGCCGAGCCCAAGGAUGCCCCGAGCGCCGUCAACGUCGUGGUUGUCCCCGAUGUCAACCUCCCGAAGAGCCUGCACGACAAGUACAACAAGUGGGGCAAGGAUGGCUACUAA
This is a messenger RNA of Phaeoacremonium minimum UCRPA7, 381 nucleotides long. RefSeq lists its product as hypothetical. The transcript is spliced from 4 exons. Lineage: Eukaryota; Fungi; Ascomycota; Sordariomycetes; Togniniales; Togniniaceae. Bases 1 to 381 code for a protein of 126 amino acids. The record is from RefSeq and is a predicted model, not a curated record.